Guillardia theta CCMP2712 is the source of this 831-nucleotide messenger RNA. RefSeq lists its product as hypothetical. Bases 169 to 831 code for a protein of 220 amino acids. Gene Ontology annotation, molecular function: RNA binding. Gene Ontology annotation, cellular component: UTP-C complex; CURI complex. NCBI's taxonomy places the organism in Eukaryota, Cryptophyceae, Pyrenomonadales, Geminigeraceae. The record is from RefSeq and is a predicted model, not a curated record. The transcript is spliced from 7 exons. Gene Ontology annotation, biological process: ribosomal small subunit assembly; rRNA processing.
AAGGAAUGCACGUGCAGUGAAGAAGAGGAAGAGGAAGAGCAAGAGCAAGAGCAAGAGCAAGAACAAGAGGACGAGGACGAGGACGAGGACGAGGACGAGGACGAGGACGAGGACGAGGACGUUGUACAAGAGCUCUAGCAGCAUCUGAUCUCUGAACUGCUUUCUUGAAUGGUGAUGAAGAAACAGCAGGCAGCACUGAAAUGCAAUGGGUUCCACGUUAUGAAGGUUCACCACCGACUUCUCCCAUUCUUGCAAGUGCUCUACGUGAAACUUCAUCGGUCCAAGAAGGCGGGAGAGGAGGCGCUGCCGGGUGACCGGACUCUGUUCGUAGCGAACGCAACGAUGGAGGAGGAGGAGCUCAGGUCAGUCUUCGAGCAGUUCGGGAGCGUUGAGGCCAUCACAACCAGUGACAAGAAGAAGAAGCUGUUCAGAGGACGAGACAGGAGGAGCGAGGCCGCGGGGGGUGGCACCGCUCAUGUGGUGUUCAAGCAGCGAUCAGCAUGCGAGGCUGUGCUCAAGUCUUGCAGUCCCCUGAGACUGGAGGAAGAGGACGAGACAGGCAAGACAGGGCUGAAGGCCUGGAUGCACGACCACAGGUCCAAGAACAUGGCGGAAGAUUCACUUCAGGCGCAUGUAGACGCGUGUAUGGCAGCCUUCGAUAGCAGGACCGAACCCCUCUUCCCAAAAAGGCAAAAGAGCUUCAAGAUUUGUACAGGUUUCAGAUCCGCGAGAAAAAGACGCGAGCAGCUAGUGGCUCUGAGGAACAAGUUCGAGGCCGACAAGAAGCGCGUAGAGGCCAUGAAGACGAGGAGGCAGUUCAAGCCCUUCUGA